GACUUUUGUGUGGAAAAUCACGAGGCGAAGGUGGAAGUCAACAUUCAGUGUUAAGCCUCAAAAUGGCGGAUGGGCACUUGCAGACAAGGAUACUGUAAAAUACACAUAUACUACGAAAUGCGAUAUCGAAAAAAUAUCCAUAAAUGAUUUAACGGAAAGUGAAUUUGAAAAGAAGUAUCGAUUUCAAAAACCCAUUAUCAUACAGUUUCCAAAUGGCACUGAUGAUUGGACGAAUACUGCCUACUGGACAAAAGAAAAUAUACAGAAAAAAUAUGGAAAUGUUGACAUACUAGCAGGUAAAUCUGAAGAUAUUGUUAGAUUUAGUGGGAGUGGAGAUAUUCUUGCAAAGUUUGGUGACUUUUUAAGUGACUUAAUGGACAAACCUGAUGAUUCUGGAGAACCAUUGUACUUGUUUGAUAGGAAUUUCUACAAGCUAUCUGACCUACCAGAAACAGUCAACCCUCCAAAAUUUCUGGAAGUAAAGGAAUCAAAGGAUGACAGCAUAUUCUUCCUUGGAAGCUCUAAAAGUGGUGUUGGCUUUCACAAACACGUUGAUGCCUGGAAUGGACUAGUGUUUGGACAGAAGAGAUGGUUUCUUUACCCGCCAUACAAAACACCCCCUGGAGGUGUACAACCUGGAUUCAGCCAAAUUGAUUGGUUUAGAAAGGUUUACCCAAAUCUGACAAAGGACCUGCCUACAGAAUGUGUGCAUAAUGCUGGUGAAAUAUUCUAUGUGCCUGAGGGAUACUACCAUGCCACUCUGAAUAUUGGCAACACGAUUGCAGUAGGCAUACAGAAGUUAGAGGCAAUGACAAACUCUGAGAAGCUGUUUUAUAAACAUGGGUACUUGCAAGAUGUUCUACAAAAUGGCACAUUAUCUGAGGCUGAAGUUCACAGAAACCUUAAGCUUCAGGAGGAAACAUUGCUUAGAUUAAACAAAAUGUUUCCAGGUAAUACAGAAAUACUAUUUAAACUUGCAAGAGUGUAUAACAAAAAGGGUGACACUGAAACUGCCAUAUCAUAUUACACUGAAGUAAUAGAUCGAGAUGUUUAUUUUAUCUGUGCUUAUAUUGAACUAGCUGCCAUCUUUACAAAGAAAAAAGAUUAUUCCAAAACAGAGUUGUAUUAUACAAAGGCACUUACCCUCAACCCAAACAACUGGGAUGUUCAUGCAUACUUUGGUGACUACUUUUAUGAAAGGGCUAACUGGAAGAAAGCAUCUGAAAUGUACAGGAAGGGAAUAAAACUCAGACCCCAAAUGUCGCAAUUCUGGCAAAGACUAGCAAUUGUAGAGGGUUACCAAGGCAAUCAAGAUGCAGCUUAUGAAGCGGAAGAAGUAUAUGAGACACUUGUGGCAAAUUUAGCGAAUAACAUCAAAGAUUAAUUGUUUUUCUGGCAUGUUUAUAUCAAUAUAGAAUUCCAGUCUUGUAUAAAACUGAAUGUAGUAAUAACAUAUCCAGGACUUAUUCAGGGUCAUUGAACUUGAAUUCAGUGGUUCUUGUCACACAAAAAUGUUGCUCUAAGAUACUCUUGGAAGGAAUGAGGGUGAGAAGAAUGAAAGUUUACACCUUAUGGCUCAUGAUUGGGAAUCACUUAACUUGUAUUCGUGAAUGCAAAUAGCAGCUAUCGGCUACCGGGUUGAUUACAAUUAGAUGGCAAACUUAUUUAAAUAUGAAUAGUACCUGCCGUGCAUACCGUUAGUUGCCAGCUCUCGCCUCAAAAGCAAUAGCUGACCUAAAUAACGUUUUAACCUGGUAUUAAAGCAGCAACUAACACCGACUACAGAG
This is a messenger RNA of Owenia fusiformis, 1787 nucleotides long. The record is from the annotation of a GenBank genome assembly. Lineage: Eukaryota; Metazoa; Annelida; Polychaeta; Sabellida; Oweniidae.